UUGGCACCUAAAACCACAACACAUAUACAUAUGAGUGUCAACGUGUAUUUCACACAAACUGUAUUCUCAUCUGAGCUUUGAAUGCAAAGAUCAUGGCGCAGUUGUGGACUCAAUUUAUUUUCUGUGCUUUGCUUCUCAUGACCAUUUCUGGAGAAGAUGAAUUAGGCACAACAAAAGAGUGUGAAGAUGCUCCCUUUGUUCCAGGGCACAAUCUUGGUGGAGAGGGAUUUGAUGUUGUGACUAUGCAGCGAAAAGGUUCUUACGUGAUCAACACAGAAAAAUGGGAUUUAGGAAACGGCACCUGUAAACUGAUGAGAAACCGAUACUUGAAUGGAGUGAAACAAAAGUUACCAGCUGCAAUUGUAUUCUGGAGGCCCUUGCCAAAGUGUUCAAUGAAAGUCUCCAGUCGGAUCUUUGAAUCAAGUGAGUCACUGGUCAAUGAUUCAUCAUCAGCACUUUCAACCAGCUGGAAACUUGGUCUAAAGAUAGCGGGUAAUGGAGGAGCAGCUGGAAGCAGCCAUUCAAGAGAAGCAAAAUUUGCAAUGACAAAAUCAAAAGAAGACAAAUACAGUUUUACCAAACAUGAAGUUGGAUGCAGCUUCUACAGGUACAAGGUAACCACAAAACCACCUCUUCAUGAAGAGUUUCUUAAAGCAGUCAAUUCUCUUCCCAAAUCUUUUGAAGCAAAUGAUUACCGUAACUUGAUCAACACAUAUGGUACCCAUUAUAUCACAGAUGUGGAGUUAGGAGGAAAAAUGAAAGCCAUAACAGCCAUCAAAACCUGUCAGGCAUCAAUGAAUGGACUUUCAGAUACUGCAGUGAAAGACUGUUUGGAUUUGGAAGCCUCUGGAACUGUCUAUGGCGUAACUGUGGAAGCAGAGACAAAGUUUUGUAAAGAAAAGAAAAAGAAGAUGGGCACAGGUCAAAAGUUCAGCAACAUUUUCAACGACCGCCAAACAGAGAUUAUUGGAGGAAACAUAAAUGGAGAAGAUUUGCUGUUUUCUGGUUCGUCACACGCAAAUUCACUUAAAAAGUGGCUUGAGUCUUUGAAGACCCUACCAGACAUUGUGCACUACACUCUCAAACCCCUUCAUUUUAUACUGGGUAAAACACAUCAUGCCAGGAAUGGACUUAAGAAAGCUGUUGAGGACUACAUUAAUGAAAACUCUCUUAAGAAGGUUUGUUCAGAAUCUUGUGCCAUCGGCAGGAAGUGCAGUGCUAGAGAUCGAUGUCUUUGUGUUUGUAACCGCAAUCGAAUGAUAAAAUCUAAUUGCUGUCCAGUUCAAAAAGGACUUGCCACACUGAAAGUCUACAGACUCUACGCCAAAGGUUUAUAUGGAGAUAUGUGGGAUAAAACAGAUGGUUUUGUAUCAGUCAAAUAUGGUACACAAAUCAAACGCACUGAGAUUAUUCAUGAAAAUGAUGAUCCACGUUGGCCAGAAACAUUUGAGUUUGGUCCCAUUAAGAUCAAUAUGGCUAAUCAACUAAUCUUUGAAGUAUAUGAUGCAGACGAAUACUGGAACAACGAUCUCCUUGGUAAAUGCUCAUUUGAUCUUCAGAGUGGUGUUGUUACCGACACCUGUGUCUUUAAAUAUGGCACCUUCUUUUUCACUUAUGAAGUGCAAUGUGCACCCAGUCUAGAGGGCAAUCGGUGUGAAAAUUACAAAUCUUCUCCAAUGGCUUCCCAUCUUGCUAACAUUUUUAGUUCAAGAAAUGGCAUUCUGGUUAAGGACUUGUGGAAGCUAGAAUUAGCUCACAAUAUCUCAGAUAAGUUAAGUUUCAAGAGCACUUAUGGAAAACAGAUGGGGCUGUACAAACUGUAACUUAUCAGAUAAAACUUGAAUGCAUUAAAAAACCGUAAUCUAGCACAGCUUAAAAUCAUUAGAUGCAAAAUGUUUAAGUAUAUCCAGAAACAUUUUGUAAAACGUAUCUUUUUAAUUGCUUAAUUUGCGAAUAAUAUUGCUUUUUUGUUCUAUUAAAGCAUUCACAAAGACAGACCUGUGUGUUUC
This is a messenger RNA of Misgurnus anguillicaudatus (oriental weatherfish), 2009 nucleotides long. RefSeq names its product perforin-1-like. The record is from RefSeq and is a predicted model, not a curated record. Gene Ontology annotation, molecular function: wide pore channel activity. Gene Ontology annotation, biological process: defense response to virus; T cell mediated cytotoxicity; immunological synapse formation. Gene Ontology annotation, cellular component: membrane attack complex; membrane. NCBI's taxonomy places the organism in Eukaryota, Metazoa, Chordata, Actinopteri, Cypriniformes, Cobitidae.